Carassius gibelio (silver crucian carp) is the source of this 6702-nucleotide messenger RNA. Its product is annotated as interferon-induced very large GTPase 1. The record is from RefSeq and is a predicted model, not a curated record. The transcript has 6 exons. Bases 731 to 6064 code for a protein of 1777 amino acids. Gene Ontology annotation, molecular function: protein binding; GTPase activity; GTP binding. NCBI's taxonomy places the organism in Eukaryota, Metazoa, Chordata, Actinopteri, Cypriniformes, Cyprinidae.
GUAAGCCCUCUUGAAUAGCCUAUUUAACAUAAUUCGACAUAAGUUUGUCUUUUGAUUAUCUUAUAAGUUAUACUAGAAAAUUAUUAAUGUUUUUUUCACUUCUUAUUGUGAUUACAGUUAGCUUAAAUUGCCUACAGUAAGCUUUCCAAUUUGAAAAUAGUAGGCUAUUUCAAUUUCAAAUAGGCCUAGUCCAUUUUAAUCCUAGGACAUCUGGUAAAUAAUGUUAAUACAAGUUAGUUAAAAUGACUAUAAUGCUAGUAAUACUUUUUGGACGUGUGUGAUUGUGUGUGUGUGUGUGUGUGUGUGUGUGUGUGUGUCUUAACGACAAUAAUAAUAAUAAUAAUAGUAGUAGUAAUAAAAAUCUCACAAUCAAACAAAUCACGCUUAAAGGGUAUUGUCAGAGAGAACAUGGCGGAGAUUUUCCAGACAGUUGGUGUGGGAACGCCACCUGGAACGCCCCGUCACGUGAUGUGAAUUUAGCCUGUGGGGGAAAACAUUGCCAAUUGUCUUGGCGCCAAUUGAAAUACACGGGACAAUCAUGCCGAAGAGUUGCUGUGUCGUUUUCUGUACCUCCAGUAAACUAACAAAUUAUGAAUUGAUGUUCUUCCUAAUAAACAUACAGAACCGGAAAGGAGGACAAAAUGGCUACAAGCAAUACAUUGUGAGGAUGAUCAAGGGAAGUUGUGGAAUCCCAAAACUAUGAGUCUCGACAAACUUCUUAACAAUUGCAAUGGACUGCUCCAGUAAGAAAGAAGAAAAUGCAGAUGAGGCUACUAGUGAAGACACUGAUGACAAACCGCAAACAUGUCCACAUUCUCUUGAGUCAAAUCAGAAGGAAGAAGUUUCCAGAUUACCAGGUGUUCCUGCACCAGGUAAAAUUUUAGUGCAGCUUAUUGGGACCAGUUCUGUUACUCUUGCAUGGGACAGUCCAGACAACAUAACUACAUUUGAGUUGACAUGCUUCAGUCCUAAAACAACAAAGACCUUCACUGUCACCAAUGUCACUGCCACAGAAGUAGAGGAUCUGUGUCCAGGGACUGAGUACACAUUCAGUCUUGUUUCAGUUUCAGAAAAUGGCAAUCGAAGUAUCAGAACUGAAGUGACUACAUGCACCAGGCCAGUCCCACCUGACAAAUUCAAGGCUAAGAGUGUGGGAUCCACCUCAGUGACUCUUGUUUGGGAUGCACCUGGCUGUGAGGAGAAAAAGUUUCAUAUAAUUUGCUACCAGAAUGGAAGAUUAAUUCAGGAACAGAAGACACAAUCCGGCAGUGUGGUUUUCAGUGACCUAAGUCCUGGGAAUAAGUACUCUUUUCACAAUACAAUAGUGCUUCCAAAUGGAUUUCUAAGCAAAGCAGCAGUCACAUACGCUCAAACCAAAACAGACAUUCAGAACCUCUUACAGGAUUUAGGGUUAGAGCAGCACUACUCAAACAAACUCUCACUUAAGGAUGUGCUGCAGAUUGACAUGAGGUCCGUGACCGAUGAGCCAGCCCAGUCUCAAUCAUCUUUACCAUGGCUAUUCCUGAAGAAACUGAUGAUGGUGAAUGUGACUGCAAGAAGUGUCAAAUAUUCAUGUAAUGAUGAAGACUGGUCAAGCUUGGAUAUUUACAAUGAUACAUUUGAUUUUCUUAAUGAUCAGAACAGCAGUGUGAACCCUUUAGACAUAGUGACCGCACUCUUUCUUUGUUCAGAUGGUUUCCUCCAACAGGAAAUGGUUUCAAAAAUGUCAAUGUGUCAGUUCUCUGUUCCUUUGCUUCUUCCAAACUCUGACACUCAACAGUGUAUGUUCAUGCUUUGGGCCAUGAGAGAUAUUGUGAAGAAAUUCAGACCUCAGUCCUUGUCAGAACAAAAAGGCUUUGUGGAGGAGAGAAUUGUUCACUUUGAGCUCCCCCUAGUUUCUUUUGUUAGACUUGGUGACUGCAGCAUUUCUAAAUCUCAGAUCUUAAACAAAUUGCUUAGCAACCCCCAGCAGUAUCAUGACACCUUUGUACAUCGAGAUAUGGAUUGUGGAGACAUUCCAAGAAAGAUAUCAAAUGGGUUAGUGGAGAUGAGUUGGUAUCUACCUUGUGGAAACAAAAACAUUGAUGUUUUUCCUGAACCAGUGGCUUUUGCAAACUUGAGAGGCGAUAUCAGUACCUUUGAAACACAGUACACCUUCCUAUGCCAGACCUCCACUGCCGUUUUUGUGUUCUUUGACAAUCUGGACACAAACUACAAGUUACUUACCAACCAACAUGCUAAAGCACAGUUUGUUUUAGUGGGCAAUAGACAGAGCAAAGCAUUUGAUUUGGAGCAGCUGAAAAGGACAGCCUCCGAAAUGAGUCUGAAGAAAAACAACAUCAUUUUGAAAAACAAUCAAAACGAUGCAUAUUUUGUCAAAAAUCUGCAUUCUACAGUAAAAUACAUAAUUAAUAAUCUCCCAAACAAAGCACGUCUGGAAGAAAUGGACACCAUAGCACAUGAACUCGGAAUUAAAGUUGAUGAAGACAUCAAAGAAUGUCAGAAGGCAAAAACAAAUGCAUACUUCAUAACAGAAAAAAUACUGGACUCAAUGCAGUUCAAACAGGAUCAGCUUCCCCUUCAGGGUAAAAUCUGGAAAGAUUUGGCAAAACUGGAGAAAGAGGAAUGCAGACUCCGGAAAGCUGGUGAUCAAAACCUAGAGGCAUACAAGAGUGAUCUUCAGAUCAAAAAGACUGAACUCAGGAAACAGCAGAGUAAAUAUGAUAUCUCAGAUGCCAUGUCCUGCUUUGUUAGUGCACUAUCCUGUUUAAAUCAGGAGAGAUCCUACUUCUUGAAGUGGAUGCGGAUGAACCUUGACAAUCUAUCCCGCAAAAACCUCUCUAGCCUCAGAGAAAAGUAUAAAGAAAAGUGUCAACAAUUUUCAGAAAACAAAGAGGAAAUUGCACGGCUUGACCAACAGAUCUCUAACAGUUCUUUAGGAGUAGAGCACUUCCUGCGUGAAAUGGGACAACUCUAUGAAGCUGCAGUGUCGCUUCCAGAAAACAUACAAUCACAUCAACAAAUGCUCCACUUACCCAGGCUAUGUGCUCAGCUGAUGUUGGAUGGCUUCCCUCUGGAACUGGUUGAUGGAGAUGCAUCAAAUAUUCCUCUCAGAUGGGUUAGUGAUGUGCUUCAUUAUCUGAACAUUUUGGUGCAGCCCAAUAAUAAAAUCAUAGUGGUUACAGUUUUGGGAGUCCAGAGUACAGGGAAGUCCACCUUGCUGAACACCAUGUUUGGAGUUCAGUUCGCAGUCAGCAGUGGACGAUGCACUAGAGGAGCUUUUAUGCAACUUAUUAGAGUCACAGAGGACAUCAAAAAUAAACUUGGCUGUGAUUUUUUAGUUGUAAUUGAUACUGAAGGUCUAAAAUCUCCAGAGCUGGCAAAACUAGAUGAUAGUCAUGAACAUGACAAUGAAUUAGCCACACUUGUUGUUGGUUUGAGUGAUAUUACAAUUAUCAAUAUUGCAAUGGAGAAUUCCACAGAGAUGAAGGAUGUUUUGCAGAUUGUGGUCCAUGCUUUCCUUAGAAUGAAAGAAAUAGGUAAAAAACCCAAGUGUCAGUUUGUCCACCAAAAUGUUGCUGAUGUAUCAGCCCAUGACAAGAACAUGAGAGAUCGAAAGCUUCUGCUGGAGCAGCUGAAUGAGAUGACAGAGGCAGCAGCUAAAAUGGAGAACAAGGAGGACUAUAAAAUGUUUACUGAUGUGAUGGAGUAUGAUCCAGAGACUUGCAAUUGGUAUAUUCCUGGACUCUGGCAUGGAAAUCCUCCAAUGGCACCAGUGAAUGCUGGCUACUCCGAGGCUGUCUAUGACUUUAAAAAGAACAUGACUGACAUAAUUGGAAAAUGUGAACUCAAAACAUCUGUGAACAACAUUGCAGAUUUUUUGGAGUGGACAAAAAGCUUGUGGAAUGCAGUCAAAUAUGAAAAUUUCAUAUUUAGUUUCAGGAAUAGCUUGGUGGCUGAUGCAUACAUGAGACUGUGCACAGAAUUUCAUAAAUGGGAGUGGUCUUUUAAGAAGCACAUGCACUCUUGGUUAACAGGAGCUGAAACCAGAGUGUCAAAUUUUGAGAUACUCAAACUUAAAGCAGACAAAUCAGACUUGAAAGAUCUUUUAUUUGGGCUAAAACAAGAAGCUGUCACAAAGCUUGACUCAAUGGAAAAGACCACAAUGGAACAUCUGUCCAAAUACUUUGAACAAACAGAAGGUCAUGUCUGUCUUGUGGAAAAAUACAAACAAGACUUUGUGAACAGUGUAAAAUCUCUCAGAAGGGAAACUGAGAGCUCUCUGCUGACACAGCUUGAAGCAACAGUGGAAAUCAGGAGAGGAAUGACAAAUUUGGACAAAAUCAAAAAAACAUUCACUGACACAAUGGAGAAAAAAGUGUGGGGCCUACUGGAAGAGUUACGCAAAAACAACAGCUCAAAUAGUGAUGCCUCUAUGACUGACAAUGAGCUUGACAGAUAUUUUGAAAAUAUAUGGCAAGAAACUGUCAACGAGCUGUCAUUUAAUGGACUGGAGAAAAAAAAUAUAUCUGCUUGCGUUUUCAGCCAACUUCGAAGGAACCUGAAUCAAAAGGGAAGUUCUGUUGCAGAGAAAUUAAUGAAAGUCGAUCUGAACAAUCAUGGCACAGGGGAGUUCAAAGCCAUCAAAGAAAGUUUCUUUAAGAAGUUGUUCAAACGUAUUAUCAAUGACAACUCUGCAAUGAACCUACAGAACUUGGCAGAUGAAAUAAUAGACACAUGCUUUCAAAUAGUCCAAGAAAAGUCAGAGGGACGUUUCGAUUACCAUGACACCUACAUUCAGGAAAUCAUAAACAAAAUUGAAGACAAACUGAUGUUAAACAAGCAUAUAGGAUUUUCAGAUGAAUUUGAACUAUCUCUCAAAUUGUACAUUUGUGGGUAUUCUGCAAAAGAAUUUCAACACAUGCAUGAUUGUUUCAUUAAGGAGAAUGACCCACGUAGAUGCCUUGGUCAGUAUAAAGAGAAAUAUCACAAUGAUUUCAAAGACCUAUUCAGUGAUCGCGAUCAGUGUCAAAAAAAGGCUGAAGAAUUCACUAAACUGUGCCUGAUUCCUGCAGUUGAGACAUUCAUCUACAGUUCCUUGGGUCCAGACAUUGUUGACAAAAUGAUUCAGGGUAAAAAUGCAUUUCAGUUCAGCACUCGUGGAUUUUUCCAGUACACACUCUUAAAGCAGCUGCUCAGAGAAGAUGCGUUUGAACAGUAUGUGAAGUACAUUUCCUCUUAUGAACGUUUUGUUAAGGGCUGGAUAUCAGAUGAAAUCACCAAACAGUUUACAAAUGACCAUGAAGUGUCUGAGUUGGAGGAACGUCACCUUAGAGGAAUCACCAAGGAGAUACUAGAAGCUGUCAAAAUGGCACAGAAUGAAACGUAUGACGAUGGGAUCAAAGGAUUCAUCCAGCGCAUAUGUAGGCAGCUUGGACAAAAGCUUAUAAUUCCCAAAGAUGCUCUAGAAAUAGUUAUGGUCUUAAACAAUGCUUCUCAACAACCAUUUGCUUGCUGGCUAACUAAAUCUGUAGAGGAGAUGGAACAGACACUAAAAGAAAAACUGAAGAAAAUCAACUUCAAGGAGAAACUGUCCAAACUCAAAAUGAAACCCCAGGAUGAGCUCUUCAAACGUGUGUUUGGAUGUGGGAAACAGUGUCCAUUCUGCAGAGCUCCAUGUGAGGCUGGUGGAGAAGCCCACUCUGAACACUGUGCUUCAGUUCAUAGACCUCAGGGACUUGGAUCCUGUGUGUUUGUAUACGAUAAAAAACUAGUGACAGACAUCUGCUCAACAGAUGUUCACAGUGAACAACAGUUCAAGUGUUUUGAGACUAAUUAUGACUAUCAUCCUUACAAAAGAUACAGAGAAAUCUUUCCUGACUGGCACAUCCCUGCUGAUGCUAGCAUUCAGGCCUCAGAUUACUGGAAAUAUGUGAUGGCCCGUUUCAACACAAAAUUUGCUGAAAAAUACAAUGCUUGCCCCGCUGAAAUACCCUUUGCUUGGAAAACAAUUAAAAAGGAGCAAGCAGAGAAGAGUUUAAAAGAAUCUUUCAGCAUCAAAUAAUUGUUUUCUCUCUCAAUAGUUGAUCUAAUGAUUGGGCAGCACUGUUUACUGAUUGUCACUGAACAGAAAAAAACAACAUUGUUUUACAAGUGUAUUGUCCUACCAUUCUCCUUUGUUUUAUGAUGAUAUUUAGCAGAUACACUGCAGAAAGUAUAUACUAUAUUAAUUUUUUUUGUGUUAUUAGUUUAGAAUUCUGAUACUAUCAAUAUAAAAUGAUUGCUUAAGCAUUGAUAUUAACGUAUUGCCAUAUUUGACUGCAUAUCAUAACCAAUGUAACAAAUCUGUGCUUUGGAAUAAAGUGGUUGGUAAAUGAUUACAUGUUACAGACUAUAAAUGAAACCGCUUUAAUCACACAGUAACUUAUAAAAAAACAUUAAAGAAAUCACAGAUGAACUAGGAUAAAGGAUAAAUUAUAUCUCAUCGAAAUGCUUAUACAAUCACAUAAAAAAAAUAACCUAGAAAAAUUAUUAUUUUAGAAAUAUGUUAACUGCUUUCUCAUGCUGCAUUUCAAUGUAAACAAACAUGGCCAUGCACAUAAGUAAUCAUCACUCACCAGUCUUAUUGAUGAUAAAACAAUCGUUAUAAAAAUGUUAGAUCUGGUUUGCAAAUUAAAUUAAUAAACAGCACUGAGAUUUUGA